Molecule: messenger RNA, 4208 nt
Organism: Austrofundulus limnaeus
Lineage: Eukaryota; Metazoa; Chordata; Actinopteri; Cyprinodontiformes; Rivulidae
Gene: prag1
Product: PEAK1 related, kinase-activating pseudokinase 1
Biological process (GO): protein phosphorylation
Molecular function (GO): protein kinase activity; ATP binding
Source: RefSeq, a predicted model, not a curated record
CCAUGAGCGCUCUCCGUCCAUCCACCGGAUACCUUCACUGCCACCUCUAACCGAACCACAUCUUAGCAAACCGAAGAUGUCAGCGUGCGGCGAUUUUGCAGAACACGUGUGGAAACCAGGCUCUUGCAAGAACUGCUUCCACCCGCUCAGCGCGCACAAGUCCGUCGGCACCCCGGAUGGCAGCGUGUCAGCCGCUUGUUUGAAGAGCAACGCGGGAGGCGAUGAAGAAGCUGGCUUGACGACGUCACCUUCGCCGUACAGCAAGCCAACCAUCGCUGUCAAGCCCACUAUGAUGAGCCUUGAAACCAGUGAGCCAAAAGACAUAAACAUGAACAUAGAGCAGCAGGAUAAUGCAAAAAGCCCAUCUGAACGGAUGGGCUUGAAGAAGCUUCUAAACAUGUCACCGCUUUACAUUGACAAUAAUGGCUGCAACAAGGCCCGCAGAAAUGCAGCACUUCAAAGUCCUGAAGGCAAGACUGACUACAACAACUGCCUGUCUUUGUCCCCCCUCUCCUUGUCCCCCAAUAUUAUGCCUAAAGACUCCAUGAUCAUCAGCAAUAUUUUGAUCGGCCAAGAGGAAAGUAGAGGUUCUCAGAAUUUAAAGAAAAAUGCUAACGAGGACUCCUGCUGGCAGCGUAAUAAUAUGUCUACUAAUGGGAACAGAAGCGCUCAUAAAGGAAGUGGUGUGACAAAUUUUAAGGAGUCUCGUGAGGCAGCUGAAGAGCUUCCUUUGUCAGUGGAUAUUGUCCCAUCAGAUCACGCCACAAUUCAUUGCAAUGGUUUAAGCUGUGGUCAUGUCACACCAUCCGGAUCUUCUGUUUCACAUAUGUCAGCCUCAAGUGUGGAUUUUACUAAUCAAUGUAGCCCGACGUCCCUGAACUCUGGUGCUGUCCUGUCCAAAGAGAGCAGCCUAUCGGAUUCCCUUUCUUCAUAUCGUAGCAGUACAGGUUCUCUUCCUGGGCCUGAUGGGUCAGUAGGAAGACAGGGCCCCCAAAGCCCACAGACUAGUUUAGAGUCAACGUCCACCUCUCCCAUUGUACGAGAAAAUUCGGAGCCAAUAUAUGCUGAAAGCACCAAGAAAAAGUCUAAGCCAGGAAAUGGACUACAAAGCCAACCGGAGUCCCCAAAUCAGCCCAAGCAGUCUCAGUGCUCUGAGUCCGAACAAUCCGGAGAGAGUCAGCGGGCCACCAUCACUGUAAUGGCUGCUCACACAGAGGAAAACAACAGAACUUUCUACCUGAGCAGCCCAGAUUCUGGUGUCAGCACCCAGUGCAACUUCAGCCCCCCAGCGUGCAAAAAUCCCAGUAGCCCGGCGUUUCGUUGGCCCAGCCCAAGCCGCAGCGCACCAUGUCUAAGCCGAGAAGCCUCACUGCCGUCCAGUGUCUACCCCAAGCCCCAGUCUAGUCCGCCUAUUCCUCCGAAGAGAAACUCUCGCUCUCUCAAACUGGGUACCUCCAGCCUCUCGCCAUCUCUGUCGUCUCCGGUCCCUCUUCCAGAAUUCCCCAAACUAGGUGCAUCUAGCCUCCCAGCAUCCAUGUCGUCCCCUGUCCCGCUCCCCGAACUCCCCGUCUUUUUCCUCGUCUCAUCGAGAGAGGGCCAAUUCAGUGUUCCCUCCGACGACCAGAGUGCAUCCUCUGACCGCUCCCACAAGCCCCACCACCACAGCUCCAACUGGAACUGUUGCAUCGAGGAAGAAGAGGAGGAGGAAGAGAGAGAGCGGAAAGGGACAGAGAAGAGGAAGAACAAGCAGCUAGCUGCCAGCCCGGGUACAACCUCCAUGGUGACAGGCCUGGUCAAUGGUGCUGCUGUCUGGAAGGAGGCCAGUGACUGUAAUGCCCACAGCAGCCCCACUCUGAUGACACAGCCAGGCACAGCCCCCCCAGCUGGCCCCAACAAUGGUUCCUGUCAGGGGGAAACUAAGGGCACCGGCACAGAGGAGGAGGGCAAGCAUAACGAGAGCAUGCCGGCCAAGCAAGCGUUACCCGGCUGCUCGUCAGAGCUGCUGGCCACAGGGAAAGAGGCUGCCAAAAAUGACCCCAAUCCUCCACCUCCCCCACCUAAGAAACUGCACAGAGUGAGCAGUAAGAUGAGUGGCAGUAGCGUGGAGCUGAACUGCUGCAGACAACAAGGCUCAGUAGAAAGUCAUACAUCGUCCCUACAGAGCCUGGGCAGCACCAGCCUACCGACGGCCUCCACCGACAACCUGGCAGCUGACUUCGGUUCUCGGGAUGCAGCGCGGAUGUCUUGUUCUUCACCUUUUUCCAGAACUCCCAUUGGAUCAGCUCCUGGUUCCCCUCUCCCACCCUCUCUCAACAGUUUGGGGAACCAACCGCCUCCUCUUCCAGAGAAGAAGAUGGUCAACCGCACGGUGUCGGCUCCGGAAAAUGCAAACGGAAAACCCUUUGUCCGGGCCUACCCGCGCCUCCCGUUUGCCGCCUCCGAAAGCAACGUGUGUCGCUCGGCCGAGACCAGCUCCCGCACCAGUUUACCGCCCAGCCCCGUCGACCCGCGGCCCGUUUUCUCCUCCAACGAGUCCCUGGAGCGCUGUCACACCCCACUGGGCCGACCCUCCAGGUCUCGGACGCUGGACGAGCCGCUCAAGACUCCUCAAAGCCGUCUCGGCGUGCACUGCCGAACCAGCAUCACCGUCGCCUCUUCGCCUCAGCUCAGCGCCCCCUUCUCUGCCUCGGAGCCGGGGUCGGCGCCGAAUCUGGGCUCCAGCCUGCAGCUCCAAACCCUCCUCAGUAACAUUGACAGUAGAGAAGGGGUAUACUCCAAACUGGGCGGCCUGUACGCCGAGUCCCUGAGACGCUUGGCUUUGAAAUGCGAGGACCACUUCACCCGCUCCCAGAAGAAUUCCCUGAGGUUUGACGAGAGCAACUGGUCUCUGUUCAGGCUCACGUCCAACAAGCCCAGCUGCAACGCAGGAGAUGCUGUUUACUACUCUGCUGCCUGCGCCUUGGACCCCAGCAACUCCUACGCUGUGAAGAUCUGUAAGAGUCCGUCCGUUGAGUCCAAGCAGGGUCAUGUGUACGGCCUGUCAGUGCAGCAGAGUAUCCCUCCUCACUUUAAUCUCCAGCAGGACUGUGGUCACUUCCUGGCCUGCGUUCCUCAGAGCAUGCUCCCUUCAGACGAAGCCUCUCUGCCCUCUGCUUCACCCGCAUCUGUCCAGCAGGUGGACCAGGAGAGGGUGGUGGUCAUCACUCCCGAGAUCCCUCGCCAGACCGCCGCCGACUUUGUCCGGGAGUGGGAGCCGGUCCACGAGACUCAGCCGGAGGUGUACGAGCGCCGCGUGUGCUUCCUCCUGCUGCAGCUCUGCGACGGCCUGCAGCACCUGAAGGAGCACGGGGUCACGCACCGCGACCUGUGCCUCGAGAACCUGCUGCUGGUGCCUCACCGGCAGAGGCUCCGGCAGCAGAGCAGCGCUGAGGGCGGCGCCGCCUCCGCGGACGCCCAGCGCCACCUCCCCCGCCUCCUCGUCAGCAACUUCGCCAAGGCCAAGCGGCGCUCCCCGGAGGACACCGCAUCGACGAGCGGUGACCCCCGGGUCAAGCGCGACCACGCCAGGCUGGCGCCCGAGAUCGUCUCGGCGGCCCAGUACCGCAAGUUCGACGAGUUCCAGACGGGCAUCUUGAUCUACGAGCUGCUCCACCAGCCCAACCCGUUCGAGGUGAGCCCGGCGCUGAGGGAACAGGACUACCACUCCGAGGACCUGCCCCCGGUCCCCUCCCUCUCCCUUUACUCCUCGGGCCUCCAGAAGCUCGCCCGGCUCCUCCUCCAGCCCGACCCCAUCAAACGCAUCCACAUCCAGGAGGCCAAGCGCAUACUGCAGAGUCUGCUUUGGGGCCCCCGGAGGGAGCUGAUGGACCAGCAGCGGGAGAGACACGGGAAAGGAGGAGGCCUCGCGGACAGCUCGCGAAACGAGAGCCUCCUCAACUGGCUGGACGUGAAACGAGCCCUGCUGAUGAUGAAGUUCGCCGAGCGCUCGCUGGAGCCGGAGAGGAACGCCGAGCUGGAGGACUGGCUGUGCUGUCAGUACUUCUCAUCAGCUCACCCUCUGUCUCUCUGCCACACCGCAGAACUGCUCUACGCACUGAAGUGACUGUGAGGCUUCAAAAUAAUGUGUGCAAACUCACGAGUGUGUGUGUGUGUGUACGUGCACCCGCUUUGGAUGUUAUCAUCCAUUAAAUGGACGUUAUUAGCCGUUA